AUGAAAAAUUCAUAAAAUGGUCACUAAUUAAAAGAAGAUGAAAUCAAAGAAUUGAAGUAGUAUAUCUUAUAAAUGGAAUAAGAACCAUCAAUUUAUGAGAAUCUGAGCCAGGAUUAAAUUUUUGGAAUAGUUGUCAUUAUUCUUACAAAAUCUUCGUAUCAUAGAACAUAAUACGAAAUUGAGAUUUUGAAGAAAGCCACAAAACAUAUUGUGUAUUUUUAGAAACUGCUAGAGAAGGACCAAGGAGUCUUAUUAUGGGAGAGAUGUUUAAGAAAGAUGAGUUACACGUCUCUGAAAAAGGGGGAAACUCUGUUUAGAGAAGGUGAGCCAAUUUUGGUUAUAUUUAAGGUGAUGUGGGAACUACAUUCUAUAUUAUUCUAUAAGGUCGAGUGUCAAUACAUAAAAGAAUGUUCGUUGGAGAUUGCUAUCAAGAAAAAGAGUUAAUACAAAUGAGUGAUGGUUAAGCCUUUGGGGAGCUUGCAUUAGAAAAUAAUGAACCUAGAUCUGCUACUAUUACUGCUGUUACUCCAACUCAUUUAGCAGUUUUAGAUGCAGAGGAUUAUAUGGUUAUCAAAAAGACUGUGGUAAUGCUUUUUACUUAUCCUAAGAUAAACUAAUAAAGACAGAUGUAUUUUGAAGAAUUUGCACAACUCUCCAUAUUCAAAGAUUGGAAGUUUAUGAGUGUAAAAUCAUUGUUCGAUGUUAUGAAAUUAAAUAAAUUUAGAUUAAAUCAUACUGUAUAUAAAGAGGGUGAUCCAUCUAAUGAAGUUUAUUUCAUUUAAACUGGGGAAUUUAAAGUAUCUUCUUUCAAAAUCUUUAGGUUAUCAAAUGUUUAAGAAUGAAUAAAGAUCAAACUAAUAAUUAUUAAGAUGUUGAUGAUGAUGUAGAAUUUUUAAAACAAUAGUUUGCAUACAAUAAACCUUCCUUAACAAAUCAAGAGAAAAUUGAUAAGUUAUAUCAAAAGAAAAAGUAUGGCAAUCUUAUAGCCAGUGACAAAAAGCUAAUAAUGACCUUAAAAUUCUUGGGGGCAGGGGAAAUGUUUGGAGAACUGGAGAUCUUAAAAGCUCCAGACUUAUGCAGACAGUUUAGUUUAGUCUCCACAUUUGAAAGUAACAAUGUCUAUUCAGUUUCGAAGAGGGAUUUCAUGAGAGUCCUCUAUUGUGAUCCUGCAUUAAAUAAAAGUUUAACUGCUUUGAAUGAUAGAAAAUUAAAAUAGAUCAUAUAACAGAUAAAGGUUUAUGAAAAAAAUUUUAUUGAUCAAUCUGAAAAAAUCAACUUACUUGAGAGAACAUAAAAUAAAACGUUCUUAAAACCUGAAAAUCUCAUUCAAAUUCAAGAAAAUAAACAGAAAUUACUAUUCAAUAGUACAAGUUAAAUUUUGAAGAUUAGCAGUAGAACAAAAUUAGAUGAUAAUAAAUUAAGAGAGCAAACUCUAACAUUAGACAACCCUGCUGAAUCCGAAUAAGCCUAUUUAAAUAAGCUAUUGAAAUCAAGUUAGUCGACUUAACAUUCCAGAUAAAAAACUGAGGAACUAAUCAUAUAAUAGUCUUUAAAAUAUAAGAAUAAAAUAAAGAAAUAAACUAAGAAACAUAAAUCUCCUCCUGGAAUAUUGGGAACUGCUUUAGAAAAUAUUAGUUAUCAUAUUCGAAGAUACCCUACACAAACUUCUACGAAUCAAAGAUUUCAAACAAGUCCCUCCUCCAGAUUGGAUAUGGAUAAUACAUAAAAAUCGAAAUUCUACUUUACAACUUGCUUACCUCUAGUAUUGUAAAAUAACUAUUAUAGACUUAAAACUAAACCAUCAUAAUGA
Messenger RNA from Paramecium octaurelia, 1810 nucleotides. The record is from the annotation of a GenBank genome assembly. Lineage: Eukaryota; Ciliophora; Oligohymenophorea; Peniculida; Parameciidae.